GUGUGACUUUGGUUAUGCAAAAGCUGUGGUUGCUUCCCAAGGGCCACAGUACAAGGGAAGGCUUUUCAGCCUAGGGGGAAGACAAGUUUCCUGACAAAGCCUAAAAGGGCAGAAGGCUUCCUCUCCCAGGUGUUCCCUAGAACGGAGAACACUUAACUUCGGUAAUGUUCACUUGGGCAGAACAAGAAUGAACAAAAUGAUACUUCCCUGCCGGACUGUUGAAUAACCAGUGAUGGGGUGAGGGGGAGUAUGUGCGAGGGGCCCAGCUAGUCUGGGAUGCAGCUGUUUGUUCCCCUUUACAUCAGCAGAGAAACCAAGAUGUGGUCAAAGGACUUGCACAUGCUCAUGUAAUGCAGUGGAGCGACUUUGUGACGCUUUUUCAAGCCAGGGGCUCCUCCCAAAGGUGAUCAGCCUUUCCCCACCCGUGCUCUGGACCUGCCUAGACCUGUGGUUGCUGCCCAGGGAGCUAAGUCUCCUCCCCAAACAUAAACUUAAUCAUGUAAACUCAGCAAACUUGGCCUUUCCUCCCUCUGUCUCUGGCUUUGUUUCAUCCUUCUCUCCCUUUCCCCUGCUCUCUGUCCUGUCUCUUGCAGGUCUUGGCUGGCGUGUCAGGAAAGGGGUCCCAUCGCAUGGCCUCCUAUUCUGGGGAGCCGGGGCUCCUGUCCUGUGGGUCCUGUGACAUGGUUUUCCGCUCCUGGACGCUGUUGGCCACCCACACUCAGCGUUUCUGCAUUGGCCGUCUGACCCAAGAGUUUUCUUCACCCCACGCCCUGUCCUGUCGCCAGGUAGUGCCACAAGACCACCAGGGCCUCCCAGACCAGGAGGCCAGCAAAUUGGCUCUUAAGAAGCUAACAGAAGAGGAAAUGCGACCUUGGAUAACAGAGGUACCCAGGGGAUUAGAAGGGCCCCGGAACCAGACCCAGGCGCAGACUCGAAGCACCCACGAAGCUGCUGGAAGCCCCAGCGAGCGGCUUCGGGCGCUGCAGGGAACUCAUGCAAAGCAGGUGGCGGAGACGGAGUCACAGAGCUGGGCCCUGGAGAGACGCAGUGAGGAACUGAGCCAACGCCUCCAAGGUUUGGCCCAGACCCGGGGCGGAAUAUCACGCCUUUUCGGUCUGGAGCGGGAGCUUCGAGAACUCCGGGCAGAAGCCGGGCGAACGCGGGGAGCUCUAGAAGUGCUAGGGGCGCAAGUUCAGCAGCUACAACCGGAGGCCGGGGUCCGGCUCAGCGCCCUGCGAGAGGCAGAACUCUGUUGUCCGGUGUUGCGGGCCAACCCAGGGACUCUGGCUGCCGAGAUCGGGGCCCUGCGAGAGGCCUACGUUCGAGGCGGGGGCCGGAACCCCGGCGUUCUGGGCCAGAUCUGUCAGUUGCAGGUGGAGGCAUCAGCACUGGAGUUGCGGCGGUUGCGGACCCGCAGAGGAAAGGGGGCAGGUGCCGCCCUGGGGGAGCUUCUAGUAGUGGAAACCGAAAACCGGCGCUUGGAGGCAGAAAUCCUGGCCUUACAGAUGCAGAGGGGUGCAGGCCCUGCGUCCUGGGGGCCUACGGAGCCUCGAACUUUGGUGAAUCCCAGCCCAUGCCUGAGAAGGAGGGAAGAUCCCCCGAGCCUCCCGCCGCCGGUGGCUCCUCCUCUGCCGCCCCUUCCACACUCCACAGGCAUCCUAUUGAGUGGCACAGAAGAGGCUCUGCAGGUUCCUGGAACCAUGACCAAGAACCUAGGUCUGGAUCCAUACUUCCUUCUGCCAGCCUCUGACGUUCUGGGCCCUGCACCCUAUGACCCUGGGGCUGGGCUGGUCAUUUUCUAUGACUUCCUUCGGGGCCUUGAGGCCACUUGGAUUUGGGUGCAACUAAUGACUGGCUUGACCCGAGAUGGACAGGACACAGGAGGAGCCACGGCAUUGCCCCCAGCCCUUUGCUUGCCCCCACCUCCAGCUCCUGGGCCCGUGGGCAAUUGUGCCAUCCUUGCCAGCAGGCAGCCUGUACCCAGGCUGCCACCUUCAGCAUCAGUAUCCCUGGUCUGUGAGCUACAGGCCUGGCAGGGACUGGCAUGGACUAGGGAACCACAGCCAAAGGCUUGGGCCUCACUAGUGCUAUUUGACCGGGAGCAAAGGGUGUUAAGUGGCCGUUGGCGCCUUCCACUUCGGGCCCUUCCUCUGGACCCCAGCCUUAGCCUUGGGCAGCUGAAUGGGAUUCCCCAGGUAGGUCAGGCUGAGCUCUUUCUGCGACUGGUUAAUGCAAGAGACGCAGGUGUCCAGACACUGGCAGAGAUCAAUCCCGCAAGUGCCCAGGAGUACCAGUACCCACCUCCGAUGUCCAGCUCACCUUCACUGGAAGCAAGCUUCCUUGCCCCAAAAGCUGGCUUUGUUGACCCCCCUCCUCCUGAAGAGCCCCCUCAGCAGCAGAGUAAAGGAUAGAUGGUUUGGGCCCUCAUCACGGUUUUGACCACCACCGCCGGCUUCCUGAGUCUAGGAGAAUGUGGGUGGGCAUGAGUAGCUUAAGAGGCUCAGAACUAGGAUUUGUUGCCAGACCUGCAGCUUUACUACUCCACGUUCUCGGAGGGUCUAGAAGCAAACACCAGAUACAAGCUCAAGAUAGGAGAUCCAACCAUAGCUUUGCCACCUUCCACAAAUACUUGGCCUUUA
Messenger RNA from Lontra canadensis (Northern American river otter), 2639 nucleotides. RefSeq names its product coiled-coil domain containing 17 (gene CCDC17). The record is from RefSeq and is a predicted model, not a curated record. NCBI's taxonomy places the organism in Eukaryota, Metazoa, Chordata, Mammalia, Carnivora, Mustelidae. Bases 630 to 2411 code for a protein of 593 amino acids. The transcript is spliced from 13 exons.